CUGAACGAUAACAGCACAGUUCCCUAUCGGAGUUUGCAUUGGAACCGUGUGAUAUUUUCGUACACCUCCGUGUCUUUGGUUCGACUUUUGCCGGUUUUCCAGCAAUAAUCCAGCUUCCUAUCCAGCUAAUUAGAACCCUAAUUGGCCCCAUGAAAUGUAUCUUCGGUCGAUAGUCACUCGUUUGAAUGCUUCGCGGGGCAACUUCAUCCGGAGCCGCUCGAUGGCUUCCGGUUUGCAGCGCGAAAUUCCGGCCCUUACCAAAGAUCGAUACCCUAUAAAACGAGGAAAAUUUGCCGAACUCAGCGAUAGUGAUCUGAGCAAGUUUGAAUCCAUUCUCGGAAAAGGUCGGGUACUUACGCAGGCAGAAGACAUCCAAAGCUAUAACAUUGAUUAUCUCGGAAGUGUCCGCGGGUACAGCCGGGUUGUGUUGAAACCUAAAAGUACCGAAGAGGUUGCAGAGCUUCUCAAAUUCUGCAACGAACGACGGCUGGCGGUUUGUCCUCAGGGUGGAAAUACUGGCCUCGUGGGAGGAUCUGUUCCAGUUUUCGAUGAAGUCGUCAUAUCGCUGCAGCUGAUGGACAAAAUAGAGCAGGUCGAUGAAUACUCGGGCAUUUUGGUGUGCCAGUCUGGAUGUGUUCUUGAAACUCUGGAGGAAAAAGCCAAGGAGAAAGGUUUGGUGAUGCCAUUGGAUCUUGGAGCCAAAGGUUCCUGCCACAUCGGGGGAAACGUUUCGACGAAUGCUGGUGGAUUGAGGCUACUCCGAUACGGAAAUCUGCAUGGAUCAGUGUUGGGAGUUGAAGCGGUUACAGCUCAGGGUCACGUUCUUGAUCUGAUGUCCAAUUUCAAAAAGGACAAUACCGGGUACCAUUUGAAGCAUCUGUUCAUCGGAUCAGAAGGAACGUUGGGUAUCAUCACUCGGCUGUCCAUCUUCUGUCCUACGGCAUCUCGGGCCGUCAAUGUGGCGUUUCUAGGGUUGGAGAGCUACGAAGCCGUAAAGGAUACCUUUUUGGCAGCCAAACGGGGUCUGGGAGAGAUUCUGUCCUCCUGUGAGAUGAUGGAUGAUCUGUCACUACAGUGUAGCAUGCAACAUUUCAAUUUGACAUGCCCGAUCGACAAAUACCCGUUCUACAUGCUGAUCGAAACUUCUGGCAGCAACAUGACUCAUGACGAGGAGAAGCUGACGACAUUUUUGGAAAACACCAUGGAAAAAGGCUUAGUCCUCGACGGAACUGUCACAAACGAGACCACUAAAAUGAGAAGCAUCUGGCGCUUGCGAGAAUCUAUUCCGGAUAGUUUGCUGAAGGACGGUUAUUGCCACAAGUACGACAUUUCUCUGCCACUGGAUAACUUUUACGACAUCGUGCUGGCAACGCGGAAACGGGUCGGUUCGUUGGCCACCAAAGUCACCGGCUACGGUCACGUGGGAGAUUCCAAUUUGCAUUUGAAUGUAACGUGUCCUAAAUUUUCACCCGAACUCUACAAACUGUUGGAACCGUUUGUGUAUGAGUACACCUCGAAUGUUCGGGGUAGUGUUAGUGCCGAACACGGAAUAGGAUUCCUGAAAACGAAAUACCUGAAAUACUCUAAACGACCGGAGGCACUGGCUGUGAUGGCACAAAUGAAACAAAUGAUGGACCCGAAUGGGAUCCUUAACCCGUAUAAAGUGCUUCCACAAAUUUGAUUUUAAU
Messenger RNA from Uranotaenia lowii, 1688 nucleotides. RefSeq names its product D-2-hydroxyglutarate dehydrogenase, mitochondrial-like. Bases 155 to 1681 code for a protein of 508 amino acids. The transcript is spliced from 5 exons. The record is from RefSeq and is a predicted model, not a curated record. Lineage: Eukaryota; Metazoa; Arthropoda; Insecta; Diptera; Culicidae. Gene Ontology annotation, cellular component: mitochondrion. Gene Ontology annotation, molecular function: catalytic activity; FAD binding.